Messenger RNA from Penicillium cataractarum, 2196 nucleotides. It is a transcript of the gene dppV, whose product is annotated as dipeptidyl peptidase DppV. Gene Ontology annotation, biological process: proteolysis. NCBI's taxonomy places the organism in Eukaryota, Fungi, Ascomycota, Eurotiomycetes, Eurotiales, Aspergillaceae. The transcript has 8 exons. The coding region runs from base 1 to 2196 and encodes 731 amino acids. The record is from RefSeq and is a predicted model, not a curated record. Gene Ontology annotation, molecular function: serine-type endopeptidase activity.
AUGCGCUCGUUUGAAUGGGCGGCCCUUGCUUUGGGGGCUGUUGUGUCGGGGGUAAAGGCGCUGUCGCCUGAAGGGCUAAUUGCAGCUCCGAGGCGUGGGGAGGCACUCCCUAAUCCUUCAGGAGAGGUAGCUUUGUUCUCAUCCUCAGAGUACUCGUGGGAGACACAUAAAACUUCGUCGACGUGGAACUUGAUCGAUCUCGACAGUGGAAAGAUCACAGUGCUCACGAAUGACAGCAACGUCUCCGAGCUGAUCUGGCUGGGUACCGAUAAUUCAGGGCUGUUGUACAUCAACGGCACUAACGCUGAUAUCCCUGGUGGUGUCGAGCUGUGGGUAUCUGACACAGCCAGUUUUGAGAAGUCUCGCUACAAGGCAGCAUCUCUCCCUGCUCCAUUCUCGGGUCUUAAGACUGCGCUUACCAAGGGAGGCGACAUCAACUUCCUAGUUUAUGCUCAAUCCUAUGGAAAUGGAACUGCGUACAAUGAGGAGCUGGCGACUGCGCCGCUCAGCACUGCUCGCAUCUACGACAGCAUCUACGUUCGCCAUUGGGAUACCUGGUUGACCACUACUUUCAAUGCUGUCUUCUCUGGUACCCUGAAGAAGAAAAAGGACGGACAGUGGGCCAACUCCCGCUAUAGCUCUGACGAGCCGCUCAAGAAUCUCGUUGCUGGUGUCAAGAAUUUGGAAUCACCGUACCCUCCUUUCGGUGACUCCUCUGAUUACGACCUUUCUGCAGACGGAAAGUGGGUUGCUUUCAAGAGCAAAGCUCCUGAACUGCCACGAGCCAAUCACACCGCAUCUUAUAUCUACCUCGUUCCGCAUGAUGGUUCCAAGAAGCCAGAGGCAAUCAACGGCCCAGACAGCCCCGGUACUCCCGAUGGCAUCAAGGGCGACUCCAGCAGCCCAUCUUUCUCGCCGGAUAGUAAACGAAUUGCAUACUUCCAGAUGAAGAAUAUUGCAUAUGAGUCCGAUCGCCGUGUGCUCUACGUCUACACUAUUGGCUCUAAGAAGACUAUUCCUGCCUUGGCUAAAGAUUGGGACCGCUCUCCGGAUUCAGUCAAGUGGGCCGCCGAUGGCAAGAAUCUCAUCGUCAAUGCUGAGGAUCACGCGCGUGGCCGUCUCUUCUUCCUUCCUGCCGAUGCUGGUGAUGACUACAAGCCGAAGAACUUCACCAGCACCGGCUCCGUCAAGGGCUUCCGUCACCUCCCUAAUGGUGAUCUCUUGAUCACCGGCUCGGCUAUCUGGACUAGCUGGACUGUGUACACUGCGAACCCCAAGCACGGUGUUGUUUCCACGCUCAUCUCUGCCAAUGAGGUUGAUCCUGCUUUGAAGGGAUUGGGUCCUGCUGAUUUGGAUGAGUUCUACUAUGAAGGAAACUGGACAAAAAUUCACUCCUGGCUUAUCUAUCCUGCCAACUUUGACAAGUCCAAGAAAUACCCACUGGUCUUCUAUGUCCACGGCGGACCCCAGGGCUCGUGGGCUGACUCUUGGAGUACACGGUGGAAUCCGAAGGUCUGGGCAGACCAAGGCUAUGUCGUUGUUGCACCCAACCCGACUGGUAGUACUGGCUUUGGACAAGAGUUGACCGAUGCUAUCACAAACAACUGGGGUAGCUAUCCCUACGAUGAUCUGGUCAAGGCCUGGGAGUACGUCCGAGACAACUUUGAUUUCAUUGACACGGAUAAUGGUGUUGCUGCGGGUGCCAGUUAUGGAGGUUUCAUGAUGAACUGGAUCCAAGGUAACCCGCUUGGACGGGAGUUCAAAGCCAUUGUCACCCACGAUGGAACCUUUGUUGCGGAUGCCAAGAUUUCCACUGAAGAGCUCUGGUUCACCGAGCAUGAUUUCAACGGCACCUUCUGGGCUAAUCGAGACAACUACCGCCGUUGGGAUCCCUCCGCUCCAGAGCAUAUUCUGCAGUUCAGCACCCCUACCUUGGUCAUUCACAGCACAAAAGACUAUCGCCUUGCUGAAUCCGAGGGUCUGAGUCUGUUCAAUGUCCUUCAGGAGCGCGGUGUUCCCAGUCGCCUGCUGAACUUCCCCGAUGAAAACCAUUGGGUCACGAACAAGGAGAACAGUCUGGUGUGGCAUCAACAAGUCCUGGGUUGGAUCAACAAGUACUCUGGCGUUGGAGCUAAGAACCCCGACGCCGUCAGCCUAGAUGACACUACGAUUCCAGUGGUUAACUACAAUCCUUGA